Brachypodium distachyon (stiff brome) is the source of this 1176-nucleotide messenger RNA. RefSeq lists its product as uncharacterized. The record is from RefSeq and is a predicted model, not a curated record. Bases 277 to 885 code for a protein of 202 amino acids. Lineage: Eukaryota; Viridiplantae; Streptophyta; Magnoliopsida; Poales; Poaceae. The transcript has a single exon.
CCCUCACAGGUGUCCUGCCUAUCUCUCGCGACCCCGCACGGAUUGUCGGAUCCGGCGCUAGAUGCUUCUGGUCCUUAGAUAGAUUGCGAGGUUCCUGUCUUCUUGCUAAAUUAGGGAUAAGAUCGCACUGUUUGCUUGCUCCCGUGGCCUCGUUAAUUGGAUGGAGCCAACGGAGAAAGAAUCCAUGAGCGCGUCAGAGGGGAGCGAGCCUAGGAACCACCGGCAGCGCACUGGGGUUGUUGAAAUUUGUUUGGGCUUUGGGGAGGGGGCGUGGCCAUGGCCGGGGAGGAGCAAUCGGGUCCGCCGGCGGCAGUGGAGAGGGUGGUGGUGGCGAUGAAGGGACACCCGGGGUCCGGCAAGUCCACGGCGGCGCACGCCAUCGCCGCCGCGCUCCGCUGCCCCCUCCUGGACAAGGACGACGUGCGGGACUGCACGCUGCGCCUCGAGCGCGCCGCCGCCGGCGAUAGCGGCAUGCUCAACGAGCUGUCCUACGCCGUGCUCUGGAGGGUCGCCGAGAAGCAGCUCAGGCUCGGCCUGUCCGUCGUUGUCGACUCCCCUCUGUCACGCCGCGCGCAUCUUGACGAGCUGGCCCGGCUGCCCGCCGCGCUUGUCGUUGUCGUGGAAUGCCGGCCAGGUGAUGAAGAUGAAUGGCGCCGGAGGCUGGAGGAGCGUGGGGACUUGUUGGCCGAUGGUGAUGGGUGGCACAAGCCCAAGACUUGGGACGAGCUGGAAAGGCUAGUGGAAGGCUACCGAGGUUGCACAGACUAUGACAUUGGGGAUGUGCCGAGGAUCGUCGUGGAUACGACAGACCCGAUGGUCGGCGCAGAGGCAAUUGCUGCCAGGGUUGAGGAUUUUAUCAGGUCCCUUCUGGCUCGUGCCCACUAGGUUUUGCUUUUGGAAGCAAAAAUGGAGAAUUGUUAAGCUCUAGAAUAGGAUUUGAGGUCUCUUAGGAUUUCAUGCUGUGUUGCUACUAUGAUGUGCUGUAUAGAAUUGAAAGUACAUAUGCUUUUCCUCUUCAUUUGUUCCUCCCCUAUCUUGCCUUGUGCAGCUUCGAUGGUCAAUCCUUGCCUCUGUUUAUGGGUGUUGCUCACAGGUAUUGUAAAAUGGCCCACCCCUUUCCUGAUAGUUUGAUACAGUUUCUUCAUACACUGAAAUAUAGUUUUUCCUGCAGUGCUA